AUGGCUGUGUCUCCAGACGACAUGACAGCCGCGAGCCCUCUCAUUAUGAGCAGUCCUGAGCCUGCAACAAGCGCUAUUGCUGUAAACGUCCUCGACGUUGGCACUGGAACUGGUAUCUGGGCUAUAGACUUUGCGGAUAUGUACCCCUCCACCGAAGUGAUAGGAGUUGACAUCUCGCCGAUUCAGCCAGAUUGGGUCCCACCAAAUUGCAAGUUCCAGAUCGAUGAUAUCGAACAGCCGUGGACCUGGCCCAUCAGCCACUUUGACUAUGUGCACAUAAGUCACCUCGAAGGUAGCGUGGCAGACUGGCCCGCGCUAUACGCCCAGGCGUUUGCCCACAUCAAGUCGGGCGGGUUUGUCGAGGUCAAGGAGAUAGACGUGGAACUGUGUUCCCAAGUUCUUCCUGAGCUGAACGAAGACCACAUGGACAAAAGAUGGGGCAAAGUGAUGCUGAAGGCUAUGGAUCUAUUGGGAAAGACGGGAACUCAAAGCCGCAAUCACGGUAUCGCCAAAGGUCUAGAAGCUGCAGGCUUUGUUGGCAUUGUUGAGCAGCAGUGGGCUGCGCCUAUCGGUGCCUGGCCAAAGGAGUCGACUCUCAAGGGAGUGGAUGCCUGCCGCCUACAGUACCUCGAUCAAUCGCUUGAAGGCUUUGGUACCUUUCUGCUUUAA
Molecule: messenger RNA, 669 nt
Organism: Colletotrichum costaricense
Lineage: Eukaryota; Fungi; Ascomycota; Sordariomycetes; Glomerellales; Glomerellaceae
Product: UMTA
Exons: 3
Coding region: 1-669 (222 amino acids)
Molecular function (GO): methyltransferase activity
Source: RefSeq, a predicted model, not a curated record